Messenger RNA from Aureobasidium pullulans EXF-150, 1722 nucleotides. RefSeq lists its product as uncharacterized. Gene Ontology annotation, molecular function: DNA binding; zinc ion binding. Gene Ontology annotation, biological process: DNA-templated transcription. The transcript is spliced from 6 exons. The coding region runs from base 1 to 1722 and encodes 573 amino acids. The record is from RefSeq and is a predicted model, not a curated record. NCBI's taxonomy places the organism in Eukaryota, Fungi, Ascomycota, Dothideomycetes, Dothideales, Saccotheciaceae.
AUGGUAAACAUCGUUCCUGAUAGCAUACCAGUUACAGAGAUACCAGCGGGACCGGCGUUUGAAUCCCAGGUCAGAACACUAUUGAGCAGCAAUUGCACACCGAACGACAUGGACGUUCAUAGUACCUCGGACCAACAUGCCAGACUGUCUGGCUCGCUUGGUGACAUGCUCGCCAGCACCAAUUUUUCAGGACCACCAUCUCAAGAAGAGUCCUACCGGUUAUUGGACCUGUUUCUGGUCUAUCUUGGAGUCAGUCAGCACUUCCUUGACCCGCGUAUAUUCUCUGACAACAUAACGCUGUUUCAUCUUGGAGAACCCUCGCGAGUACGACUGUCCAAGAGUAUGUGGUAUGUCCAGUACCUUCUCGUAAUGGCAAUGGGAAAAUUAUUGGAUGGCCAGUCUGGUAUCGAAAGCUCUUCUCGACCUCCUGGCUGGGACUAUUUUGCAGAGGCGAUGCGAUUAUUGCCUCCUCUUGGCCAAUUACGCGAGAUUGGCGUUGUUGCUGUGGAGAUACUCGCAGUUUUGACAACGUAUCUGCAAUGGACAGACUGGCCGGAUGAGGCUUAUCUCUACGUUGGGAUUGCCUUGAGGUUAGCAACAGCCCUGGGCUGUUUUCGCGCUUCCAAGGAUCAAGAUUGCCUGCCAUCUGAGGCCAAUCAUCGAGUAAGGCUGUGGUGGACAAUAAACAUGUUGGACAAACGAUUGUCUGCGUCCCUAGCAUGUCCAGCCGGGAUAGAUGAUCGGAACUUGAGCCCAGAGAUGCCUAGCCCAUCGGUGGCAUUCCAGUCACCCGUAGCGUUGACAAUCAACAUAAGGAUAGCGAAAACGACUGGUGAAAUUAUGACAUCCCUUUACAAAAGCACUGCCACAACACACAUAGAACUGGUUCAAAACAUUCAGAAUAUGCUUCGGACGCUUUUCGAUAUUGGGCAAUCUUUUCCGCCCGAACUGGCCAUAGAUUUUGCGAGUUCCCCAGUUCGAUUAACAAGAACGGCUGCGUCAUUGCACCUGAUGUUGUAUCAAGCUAUCUUACUAUGCAUCAGGCCUGUGGUAUUGCAGCAGGUGCAUCAGAAGCUGCAAGAGUCCACUGAAGAUAGACAAGUAUCACCUAUCUUUCUCAAGCUCACACGAACCUGCGAAGAGGCAGCAAUGAAAUGCGUAGUUGUUCUCUCGAGGUUGAAACAGGAUGACAUGAUCGCCCGAUUCGGAUUCUUCGACUUGGACGCAACGUUCUCCGCCGCGUUCGUCUUGAUCAUGCUAAGAAUCGAGGAUGGAAAAUCACUGAGACCGCCGGAUGAGAUACUCGAGGCCUGCAGAGUCUUGCAGUAUUUGUCCAUAGCAGGAAAUCGCAUGGCCGGUCGCAGGCUCCGAGACAUCAACGACUUCUGCAUUCGUGUAUGGCCCACUGCUCCGUCAAUCCACGAGACUCUGGGGAUUCUUAUGCAACCUCAUGCACAGAAUAUCGAACUGGGAGACGGCAUGCAGCAUCAGUAUCAGCAUCAACCCUGGCAACCCACUUCUCAGAUCCAACAAGACACGUUUCCAUAUCCGACAAUCCCGAUUGAUACAGCACAUCGGUACCUCAUGGUAGACGAGAUUGGCAACGAGCUUGUCAACGGUGCGGACGAUAUCUACUCCUGCUUCAAUGACCCCACAUUGGCACUCACAGGCAUCGAUCUCGCAGACUGGAUUGAGAUGAGCAGAACAUUCGACACAAGAUGA